AAGCCAAAGAGGGGCAGCAGUUUCAGCGUCCAUACUACGAAUUGCUGCAUGUUUGUUUGUAUGAGCUGAUGGAUUCAAUGCCGCCUCUCUCGUCACCGUGCCUUGUCGAACAAGAGGCAAGGCAAGUUCCUGCUGGCUGUUUUACAAGGGCCGUCUACGCCCUCCACUCCACGGACAAUGAACAGACCGAGACUGCGGCAUUGACUGUACGGAAAUUAAUCAAGGAAGAGGAUCAAGGAAUGAUGCGUGGAGCUGCCUCUAGCCAAAUUCCGCUGAAGCGAAAGGGUUCAAAGACGAAUUCAGCCAAAUCAAAGUAUGGAAAAAGUGGGAAACUCGGAAGAAGCAGUGUUGUGUCGUGGAAUUUGAAAUCCGCUCCGAAAAUCACAAAAGCAGCGGGGGUAACUUCAGCUAAUAAUAAUGAAAAUCGAGAAUAUGUGUCGCCAAUUGUAUGGUGUCCUGUCACUCCAUUGAUGGACAACAUUUACAGAUCCAAAUGGAGGCAGCCCAUGGGAAGAGCGUCAAGUCAAGCGAUCGAUAAUGAAAAGAAUAUUUGUAUAGAUGAGACCAAUGUUGGUGAAAAUGAUUUGUGCAUGUGUAAGGACGUUGAGGCUCAAUUUGUCCUUCGUGGGGGGGAGCGCAUUUACACACUUCAUUACGUAACACCUUUAUCAAUGAAGAGAAGAGAAACUAACGAAGAAAACAGUAUGUGUUAUGGUGUUCUCCCCGUCAUUAGAAUAUGUGUGAACCCGCCUGUAACUCCAUGA
Trypanosoma cruzi is the source of this 764-nucleotide messenger RNA. RefSeq lists its product as uncharacterized. The record is from RefSeq and is a predicted model, not a curated record. The transcript has a single exon. The annotation marks the transcript as partial. NCBI's taxonomy places the organism in Eukaryota, Euglenozoa, Kinetoplastea, Trypanosomatida, Trypanosomatidae.